This is a messenger RNA of Triticum dicoccoides, 573 nucleotides long. RefSeq names its product protein YABBY 1-like. NCBI's taxonomy places the organism in Eukaryota, Viridiplantae, Streptophyta, Magnoliopsida, Poales, Poaceae. The transcript has 6 exons. The coding region runs from base 1 to 573 and encodes 190 amino acids. The record is from RefSeq and is a predicted model, not a curated record. Gene Ontology annotation, cellular component: nucleus. Gene Ontology annotation, biological process: abaxial cell fate specification; cell fate commitment; multicellular organism development.
AUGGUUUGGGCGAAGAGGUGGGUGUCGACCUCAGGCACCGGUGCCACCGGCACGCCGUCGACGCUCAGGCACCACCUCGCCGGCAGGCUGACGUCGGGUGCGGCGGGGAUGACAAAGUGGGCGAGCUCCUCCGCCUCCUUGAGCGUCAACGUGCCAAACAAUUGUUACUACAACAUUGUGAAUGUUAGAUGUGGGCAUUGCACGAUGGUUCUCUCCAUGGAUCUUGGACCUUUCCACCAAGCAAGCACGGCUCAAGAACACCAGGUGCAGAACAGAGUUGUAUUGAAUAAUUCUGGGAGUUACGACUCUGCUGCAAGGAAUCAGCGGGCAAUGCCCAUGUAUCCGAUGGUGAAUAAUCAGCAGCAAGUGUCACCGAUACACCCGCCGGAGAAGAGACAACAUGUUCCAUCUGCGUACAACAGAUUCAUCAAGGAAGAGAUACAAAGGAUAAAGUCAAGCAAUCCUGAGAUUAGCCACCGAGAGGCAUUCAGUACUGCUGCAAAAAACUGGGCUCAUCUUCCUCGGCUGCACUUCGCCCUGAGCGUUGCUGGCGGCGGCGGCGGUGCCAAUUAG